Molecule: messenger RNA, 2421 nt
Organism: Nerophis lumbriciformis (worm pipefish)
Lineage: Eukaryota; Metazoa; Chordata; Actinopteri; Syngnathiformes; Syngnathidae
Source: RefSeq, a predicted model, not a curated record
GUUCUCCGGUUGAAAAGAAAAGCUGCGGAAGGUCAGCUCGCUUUUCUUACUGUCACUCGCGGCGGGAGCGUGAUUAAAUGUCAUUAUCUUACCACCGAAUGAAGACGUGGCGCUCUUCAUUGUCAGCGGUGACGGCAAUUGUCGUUUCAACUUGAAAACAAAUAUAUAUUUACUUUAAAGGAUUUUACCCGCUGUUUUUUAAUGUUUUGACACGCGCGCCAACACGGAAGUGGAAUGGUGACGUCAGCCGAAAUGCACCGUGGGAGCUGAAAUUGUCAACAGAGGGCUUGAUCUUACAGGUCGAGCCCACAACGCCUAUCGAAAACGUACAGGCCAGGCGGAAAAUCGAUUCCUGUACUUUUUUGUUUUUAUACGAAAAAACAACCUUCCCGCCCCUUCCCCUGACAACAUCUCGAAGAGGAGUGGCCAAAGGCAUGAGCCAAAAUGGCUUCGACGGGGCGGCAGUUUCCCACUUGGAAGUGAUUCACCCAAACAGCAGCUAGCGAGCUAACGAGGAGCUCUUCAAUAGGGGAAGGAAACGCGGUGACAGUUCAAUAUGGCUGAACUUGACAAACACAAAGAAGAACCGGGGAUUGAAGCGAAAAUACAGGAGACGAGAGAGAGGUUCAAGAAUGAAUUCGUCCAAGAUUCAGCAGAAAAAUAUGACCAGAGAGACAUGGACAGACUACAAGAAGACAAUUCCAUGGUGGAGAGCUACCUGAUGUGGCGGAUUUACGUUGUGGACGACACCUUGAAAAUGAUAGACGAGAGUUUUCGCUGGAGAAAGGAGUAUGGCGUGAAUGACCUCACUGAGAGCAGCAUUCCCAAGUGGAUGUUUGAGUCAGGCGCUGUCUUCCUCCAUGGAUACGACAAAGAAGGCAACAAGCUCUUCUGGUUUAAAGUGAAGCUGCAUGUGAAGGAUGCAAAAUCGGUCAUAGACAAGAAGAAGUACGUGGCUUUCUGGCUGGAACGAUACGUCAAGAAAGAACCCGGAAUGCCCCUGACGGUUGUGUUUGACAUGGCAGAAUCUGGCAUCGGCCAUAUAGACAUGGACUUUGUGAAGUAUGUUGUAAAUUGCUUCAAAGUCUAUUAUCCUAAAUUGCUAUCAAAGAUGAUCAUUGUGGAGAUGCCUUGGAUCAUGAAUGCUGCAUGGAAGAUUAUAAAAUCCUGGUUGGGACCGGAGGCCAUCAGCAAGCUUAAGUUCGCAUCCAGAUCGGAAAUCCAGUCGUUUAUCGAUGCAGAGUACCUUCCACCUCACAUGGGUGGAAUGGAUCCGUUUAAGUACAGCUACCCUCCUCUCCCCGACGACGACUUUCAGACGCCCAUCAGCGACAAUGGACCAAUCGUCAGUGAGGAUGAGAUUGAGAGCAAGGAUGGCGAGCUAGAGAGCAAAGAUGGCCUUGAGUCCAGCUUUAACUCAGCAGAAGUUGUUGCCGUAAAGCCCAAAAAGGUGAAUUUCAUAGAGGACCAAUUGAGGGCAGAGGACAACGAUAAAGCAGAGAGCCGAACCAAAGGAGCCAGGAAACCUUUGACCACGUUUAAAGGUGCCCUGUUGGACAUCAGCCCAGCUGAAGAGCUCAGUUUUGGCUCUGGAGACACAGAGAAGAAAAGCCUCAUUAUCCUGAGCAAUGUGACCAAAAACCCGCUGGCAUUUAAGGUCCGUACCACGGCACCUGAGAAGUACAGAGUGAAGCCCAGCAGUAGCACUUGUGAACCCGGCGGCUCGAUCGAUAUAGUGGUCUCCUUGCAUGGAGGUUCUCAGGCGUCCCCCCAGGAUCGGUUCUUGGUGAUGGCUGCUGAGAUGGAUAAUGUAGGAUCCCAAGAACUGGCUCAGUUUUGGAAAGAAGUACCAAAAGCUAGGAUUAUGGAGCACAGGUUACGCUGCCAUGUGCUGGAGAGUGUUAAACCAGCAUCGAGCUCUCUGAAGGGCGGUGCGGCUGACACUGGAAACAGCCAGGACGUAAACACAGCGCUCAUGCGAUUGAUGGUCAGCAACUCCAGGCUGGAGCAAAACGUCAACACGUGUCUGUGGAUCCAGAAGGUUCUCGUUGGCUUGGUCGUCGGUCUGGUCGUGCUAAACCUGUUCUGCAUUCAUUUGCUGACUACGUCACAGCAGCCAUCUUGACCUGACGCCCUUUGAAGAAGAAGAAGCAGCCAACUGAGGGCACAUUUGCCCCUCCCUCUUUCUCUCUGUUGCCAUGGUGAGAGGAGUUAGCGCCAAAUUGAGGGGUAUGACACUUUUAAUGACCUCACAGCAUUUUUUUAUGCUGAUUAUUAUUAUAACAAAAUUGUAUUUAUUGCAAAAUAACAUGUAGGAAAAGUUUAUUUUUGUGAUCACAUUGUACAAUAUUUUAUAUGACAUUCUACCGCAGAUAUUAUAAUAAACUCUUGUCAGGAAAACUCAUUUUGUUCAGGCGCUCU